CGCACACACCACGAUGGCGGACCCAUACGUCUCCCGCAAAGACGCCGCCGCAUCCUACAGGCCCUACAACCAGCUCAUGUCGCCCGGCCUCCAACGCGCCCGCGAGCCCUUCCGCGUGCGCAACGCCGUCACGGGCACGCUGCUGCUCGCCUUCGCGGCGGGCGUGUGGGCGUACUCGGUCAGCGCGGUGAAGCAGGACGUCUUCGACGACAUCGACGAGGAGGCGCGGCAGCUCGCGCGCGAGCGCGAGCGCAGCCUCGAGGAGCGGGAGGCGGAGCGCAAGGUCGCGGAGAGUGCGGCGAAGAUCGAGUCGGCACCAGCAGCAGCAGUGGUGCAGCAGGCGGGCGUACCGCCGUCAAUGGCUGGGAGAGGUCUGUUAGCCCCGUUGCUGGCUCGACGGUUCCCCGGGCUGUUGGAUCCAGCUACGAAGACCCUUGUGUGGGGAGCACCAUCUGUGGAUAGCAUAGGGAAGCUAGGGGAUGGCCGCCGCCAUCAAUCAUGACCGCCAUGUAUGCUCGCCGUCCCACCUCGCACA
Postia placenta MAD-698-R-SB12 is the source of this 535-nucleotide messenger RNA. RefSeq lists its product as hypothetical. Bases 14 to 502 code for a protein of 162 amino acids. Gene Ontology annotation, biological process: mitochondrial respiratory chain complex IV assembly. The transcript is spliced from 2 exons. The record is from RefSeq and is a predicted model, not a curated record. NCBI's taxonomy places the organism in Eukaryota, Fungi, Basidiomycota, Agaricomycetes, Polyporales, Adustoporiaceae. Gene Ontology annotation, cellular component: mitochondrial inner membrane.